This is a messenger RNA of Sesamum indicum (sesame), 1020 nucleotides long. Its product is annotated as vesicle transport v-SNARE 12. Gene Ontology annotation, biological process: vesicle-mediated transport; intracellular protein transport; vesicle fusion. Lineage: Eukaryota; Viridiplantae; Streptophyta; Magnoliopsida; Lamiales; Pedaliaceae. The record is from RefSeq and is a predicted model, not a curated record. Gene Ontology annotation, cellular component: Golgi apparatus; late endosome membrane; SNARE complex. Gene Ontology annotation, molecular function: SNARE binding; SNAP receptor activity.
AAUUGCAAUUAAACUUCCUCCUUUCUACUCAGUUUUUUCUCUCCCCAUCCCACCAUUGAAAUUUUCUUCUAAAUCCGGUCCAAAAUUCUCUUUCUGUAGUCUCUCAGUUCUGAUCUAGUCAAUUCAUCUGUGCGAACUGAUUGAUCCAGAGGUGUGGGGGGAACGAUGAGCCAAGUGUACGAAGGAUAUGAAAGACAGUACUGUGAACUGUCCGCGAAUCUGUCGAGGAAAUGCAAUUCGGCUGCUGCUCUUCCGGAUGGAGAGAAGAAGAAACAAGAGGUCUCUGAACUACAAGCAGGACUGGAUGAUGCUGAUGUUUUGAUUCGGAAGAUGGAUCUUGAGGCUAGAAGUUUACAGCCAAGCUUGAAAGCUACUUUACUCGCCAAGCUUAGGGAAUAUAAAUCUGAUCUGAAUAAGUUGAAAAGAGAAGUGAAGAAACUGGCAAUGCCUAAUCAACCGGGUCAUGAGGAGUUGUUAGAAUCUGGAAUGGCUGGUAUGCAUGAGGUUUCUGCAAAUCAAAGGGAUAGAUUGGCCAUGUCAACUGAGAGGCUGAAUCAAUCUACUGACAGACUCAGGGAAAGCCGGAGAGCUGCCCUGGAGACAGAAGAGCUCGGUGUAUCAAUCCUCGAAGAUUUGCAUCAGCAACGUGAAACUCUGUUACAUUCCCACAAAAAGCUUUCUGAUGUAGAUAGUGCCAUUGAUAAAAGUAAAAAGGUAUUGACUUCCAUGUCUAGAAGGAUAAGCAGGAAUAAGUGGAUCGUUGGCUCCAUUAUUGCUGCACUUAUCCUGGCGAUCAUAAUUGUUCUGUAUUUCAAAAUUUUUCACUGAUUGGCAAAAUUUCAGCUGGCAUGAUGUAUAUUUUGUGAUGUGAUUACCUGUGUAUUGCUUGAAAACAAAAUUGUAUAGCAUUGCCGAAGACCUAAGAUGAUGAUGUCUGUUGUUACUUCAAGUUGCUUUGGACUGCUUGCUCCAUAUAAUAAGCUUGAUGCACUAGUUAUAAGCUAUCUCUUUUCCUCUCUA